UUUCUGUCUCACGUCACAUUCUCAACCGCGUGCAUGCAUGCAUUCAUGACUUUUCAACCCAUGUCGAAGACCCUCAAGACUGAGACCGUGGAGCUCUCUCACAUUUCAAAUUGUCUGCAUUCCACGUGCUGCCCCUUCGUCGAGAUGCCCCCGCUCAAACAGUGCCCGAAGUCAACUCGCUUCUCGCGACGCCGUGAUGCCUCUCGUUCUUUGCCCACCACUGUGCUAGCGACGCGAGCCCUGGACGAUAUGUACGACGGCAUCGCCCACAUGCCGACCUCACGUUCGUCACUUCUCUCACUGCCUGCGACCUCUCUUCACUCUGUUCGAUCUUCUUCCUCGUGCCCUCGAGCCCCAUGCCUCGCCGAAAGAAGUUGACCACCGUCAACCUGAGCUCCGGGGGCUCUUACUCCAGUCAAACUACCGAUGACGUCUGCACACUUGACGACCUCGCCCGCAAAUAUGAGGAGGCCUUGUCGGAGACCCGUCCCACGACGUUGUAUGCACCGAAUACUAUCUACCACGUUGAACGCAUUCAGCGUCUCUUCGAGGAGUACGUGCUAUGAUCUGUGAUGGAUUUGAGCGCCUGUUGACUCUGCAAAGAUACUGUGGCAAGGUCCAGCUUGAUCCAAAGGUGACACUGCGCGAGUGCGCCACGGCUCGGAUGGAGAACUUCCUGCAUUGGCUGCUCCAGACUUUCACCAUUAAGAAAACCAGCACGCUAACGACCUACUGGCGGCAAUUGAGUCAGCUGUACAUCAUGUGGACACAGCGUCGUAUGGACCCGGCCGUGAUGAGACAAAUCUUCGUGUUUAUUGAAGGGCCGUUGACGGAAGAAUAUGGCAUGGACAACGAGGAGAUCGAGAAGCCCCUCAUGGAGGCGGACGAUUUCGUCGAGCUCAUUCGUUACCACUGGGCCUCGGAUAUCAACGGAUUUCCCAAUGAACGACAACGUCUCCAGUUGGCGGCGAUUCUGUUGCUGGCAGCUUUCACCGGGUCUCGACCUCAAGCAUUGUUGAACUUAACCUACGGCGAUCUGGACCUCUAUAUCGAGAAGAACACCGAGACUCACGCCGACAUGCUCCGGCUAGGCGUGAAAUUGACAAAGACGAAGUCCCGACAGAAGCGGAAACGACCGAAGACGUACACUUUCAAUCUAGACGAUAACCCAAUCUUCUGCGUCAUCACCCACGUUGUCAGCUUGGCUUUCGAUGACUCGGCUUUCGGGCCCCCCGAUCUUAAGUC
Molecule: messenger RNA, 1245 nt
Organism: Exophiala oligosperma
Lineage: Eukaryota; Fungi; Ascomycota; Eurotiomycetes; Chaetothyriales; Herpotrichiellaceae
Exons: 3
Molecular function (GO): DNA binding
Source: RefSeq, a predicted model, not a curated record